AUGAAACCAACCCGCGAUUCCACAGUUUCCGGACCCAGCCUCCGCGCGGCCCAUCACCAGGUCGGCUGGUACCUUGCCACCGAGUUCCUGACGGAGAUUCUUGAACUCGAGCAGUACCUGAUUCCUCAUGUUCAAGGUCACAUGGUCAUCGGCCACAAAUUCCUGGGCGAAGAUGAGACACUUAUCGUGGCUCUCAUGCGCGGCGGGGAGCCGAUGGCCAUGGGUAUCAGCGAGGCUAUGCCCAGAGCCAUGUUUCUCCACGCCAAGCAGCCGGAGGACAUGACCAAAGGUCACGUCGAAGGCAAGAAAGCUGUGUUUUUGGUGGACUCAGUGAUCAACAGUGGCAAGUCGGUCAAAGAGUUUGUGGACCAUGUUCGUGCGCUGGACAGUAGGAUUCGAAUCGCGGUGGUGGCUGGAGUUGUUCAGGAGAGAGCGAUUACGGAUGUGAUGAGGCCUCUCUCCAGAAUCGCUGAUCUGAGUCUUGUGGCGCUUCGUCUCUCUGAGAAAAAGUUCACUGGGCAGGGCGGCACGGAUACAGGAAACAGGCUGUUCAACACCACGAAUUUGGCAUGA
Colletotrichum karsti is the source of this 573-nucleotide messenger RNA. RefSeq names its product uracil phosphoribosyltransferase. The record is from RefSeq and is a predicted model, not a curated record. NCBI's taxonomy places the organism in Eukaryota, Fungi, Ascomycota, Sordariomycetes, Glomerellales, Glomerellaceae. Bases 1 to 573 code for a protein of 190 amino acids. The transcript has a single exon.